UACCUUAUAUAAAAUAAAACAUAAACAUAUUCACUUGAAUGUAGUCGCAAUUCUGUAUAAGGUAAGAAAUACUCAUCACCCAAACCAAACCCCACAAUAAGCUCCUGAACAAACAAAUCUAACAAUGGCAACAACUGUGAAAGAAAUUCGUACUCCUCCGUUAACUUCCAACUCCGAUCCACCUCCUAUUUUUAACGGAGACACAAGGUUGUACAUCAGUUAUGUUUGUCCCUACGCACAACGUGCAUGGAUCGCUAGAAACUAUAAGGGACUACAAGAUAAAAUCAAAUUGGUUUCUAUUAACCUUCAAGAUAGGCCUGCUUGGUAUAAGGAGAAAGUCUACCCAGAAAACAAGGUGCCAUCGUUGGAGCACAACGGGAAAGUCUUGGGAGAAAGUCUCGAUUUGAUCAGUUACAUAGAUGUCAACUUUGAAGGGCUAUCUCUAGUUCCCAGUGAUCCUGCAAAGAAAGAGUUUGGUGAUCAGUUGAUUUCUCAUGUUGAUACAUUCACCAAAGACCUGUACUCUUCAUUGAAAGGAGAUCCUAUAAAACAAGCUGGUCCUGCCUUUGAUUACUUGGAGAAUGCUCUUGGUAAAUUUGAUGAUGGACCAUUCUUUCUAGGACAAUUCAGUUGGGUGGAUAUUGCCUAUGUUCCAUUUGUUGAAAGAUUCCAUAUAGUCUUUUCUGAGGUGUUCAAGCAUGAUAUAACAGAAGGAAGGCCUAAACUUGCAGCAUGGAUUGAGGAGCUUAACAAGAUUGAUGCUUAUACACAGACAAGGGCCGAUCCAAAUGAAAUUAUUGAUAUUUUCAAGAAACGCUUUCUGGCUCAACAGUGAAAAUAGGGUCGCAGUGGCACCCUUUGAGAUGUAGACUGCUGGCAAUAAAGUAUCAUUUGUGUUUAUGUGAUGCUUCUUCAUUCAAAUGUUCUUUUGUUUGUAUUCUAAAGUUGCAAAUAGUUUGAAUGUGAUAUCAAUAAUUUUACCAGCUUGUUUGAUGCAUUCGUGAUGAUGUUUACGUACUAAAUUAUGAUGAUGUAUUGUAUAAAUAAUGUAUAAUCGUCAUAAUGUACUCAAUGUAAUUUCAUUUUGGAAAUAUCACAAUGUGAAUUGUUGUUA
Molecule: messenger RNA, 1114 nt
Organism: Medicago truncatula (barrel medic)
Lineage: Eukaryota; Viridiplantae; Streptophyta; Magnoliopsida; Fabales; Fabaceae
Product: glutathione S-transferase L3
Exons: 9
Coding region: 125-835 (236 amino acids)
Biological process (GO): protein glutathionylation
Molecular function (GO): glutathione transferase activity
Source: RefSeq, a predicted model, not a curated record